UUUCCUACACUGAUGUAUGGCCAUCACUGAAUCUUUGAUGAAGGAAGGCAAGAUCUUUGUGACCAUGGCUACCGAACAGUCAUUUGAAGUCUACAGUCAAAAGUGUGUUUCUCCACCUCUGAGGUUUAAUAUUGCUAAUGGAACUGCAAGCAUCAUUGAGAUGUCUAAUGGUCAUGGUAAAACCAAUGGCAAUAGUAGUGUUAGUGAAAAAGGAGGCUUUGAAGAUGAUGAAUUAACUAAUCUCACAUGGUUACAGGACACAAAUUUGUUGAAGAACAUUCAGAUGGGUUCCUGUGGUGAAGCUGAAGUCAUUUUGAAUGACAACCAAGCUGAUGAUCUUUUUGAAGAUGCAGCAGAUGAUGGAAGUGACAAAACAGAAAGCCCAUUCUCUAGCAAGUCUACACUCACUGAACCCUAUAAUCCUCAGGUUCAUGUGAAUGCUAAGCCUCCCUACUCUUUUAGUUGCCUUAUUUUCAUGGCCAUCGAGGACUCUCCGGUUAAAGCACUUGCAGUCAAGGACAUUUACUCGUGGAUUCUUACCCACUUCCCUUACUUCCAGAAUGCCCCUACGGGUUGGAAGAACUCGGUUCGUCAUAACUUGUCUCUGAACAAGUGUUUCAGCAAGGUUGACAAGAUCAAGGGUCAGAACAUUGGAAAAGGCUCCCUCUGGUGUAUAGAUUCUCAGUUCCGACCUAAUUUACUUCAAGCUUUGAGGAAGUCUCCAUCAUCAACUUUUUCACACAUGCCCAGUUUGGACUACAUCUUACGGUUUUCUCAGCCCAAAGCAAAUAAUACUUGUGACAAGCCACUACCUUUGGUUCCAACUCUAUCAAAUAUCAACCUGCCUUCUCCAG
Messenger RNA from Limulus polyphemus (Atlantic horseshoe crab), 854 nucleotides. Its product is annotated as forkhead box protein N3-like. The annotation marks the transcript as partial. Gene Ontology annotation, biological process: regulation of DNA-templated transcription. The transcript has 3 exons. The record is from RefSeq and is a predicted model, not a curated record. Gene Ontology annotation, cellular component: nucleus. Gene Ontology annotation, molecular function: cis-regulatory region sequence-specific DNA binding; DNA-binding transcription factor activity. NCBI's taxonomy places the organism in Eukaryota, Metazoa, Arthropoda, Merostomata, Xiphosura, Limulidae.